Messenger RNA from Cloeon dipterum, 2728 nucleotides. RefSeq names its product phosphatidylinositol glycan anchor biosynthesis class G (gene PIG-G). The record is from RefSeq and is a predicted model, not a curated record. The coding region runs from base 140 to 2623 and encodes 827 amino acids. The transcript has 8 exons. Gene Ontology annotation, biological process: GPI anchor biosynthetic process. NCBI's taxonomy places the organism in Eukaryota, Metazoa, Arthropoda, Insecta, Ephemeroptera, Baetidae. Gene Ontology annotation, cellular component: endoplasmic reticulum membrane.
GUUCGCAGCCGGUGAAAAUGUAAACAAGACUUGACUUCUCAUUUCGCACUCACGCACUGUUUGUUUAAUGGUGCUUGGGUUCUUUCAAACGUCAAAUUAAACGGCAAUGUUUUCUAAAAGGAGCCCUUAAGAUUCUGAAAUGGAAUCUGUACCAAGCGCUAUCGGGCACUUUCGAGCGCACCUUUUGGCCGUUUCCGGUAUCCUUAUAUUCCUGGCAGGCUUCAUCUGCGUCGAAAGAGGUCUUGAGGUUCCUCCUAGUCAACCAAAUACACCAAACAUCCAAGUGUCCCUUCCGCCUCGUCGUCUCGUUUUAAUGGUGGUUGACGCUCUCAGGGAGGACUUCCUGGACCGUCAGCAGGACUGGCCCUUCCUGAGCGGCGAAUUGGCCUCAGACCGCGCCUGCCGGGUGCCGCUGGUGGCUGACUCGCCCACAGUGACCCUGCCGAGGCUCAAGGCCCUGAUCACGGGCCGUGUUUCCAGCUUUGUGGACGUCAUCCUCAACCUUGGCAGUCCGGAGCUUCGCGAGGAAAAUCUUGUUUCUGUUUUGGCAGGAGAAGGACGGCAUUCGGUCCUUUUGGGAGAUGACACCUGGCUGAAAAUGCUGCCUAAUCAAUUUUUGAGGAGCAAAGGCACCCAUUCCUUCUACGUCAAUGACUUCACAGAGGUGGACACAAACGUGACGAGAGAGCUACCAGUUGAGCUUGCAGCCAAUGACUGGUCCCUGCUCAUCCUUCACUUCUUGGGUCUGGACCACAUCGGUCACGUCGAAGGCCCAAGAAGUCGUCUUGUCGGCCCAAAACUGCUUGAAAUGGAUAAUGUAAUUCGCCAGAUUAGAAAGUCCCUCCCUGACGCACUUUUGGUGGUCACUGGCGAUCACGGAAUGGCCGAGGCCGGCGGCCACGGUGGCUCCUCUGCCCAGGAACGAAGCGUGGCGCUCGUAGUGCUCGGAACGCCGUGCCUUCCUAUAUUCCCAGCUGACCGCUGGGCCCAAGUCGACCUGGCGCCUACCCUGGCCACCCUCCUCGGGGUCCGCUGCCCUGCACAGGCCGCCGGGGCCCUGAUUCCGGCCCUCCUGGCGCCUCUUUCCCCUGCUGACACACUGGAGGCGCUUAGAAACAACACCAGGCGCCUCAUCCGAAUCGCACCAGGACAAAAUCAAGAAAACGAGCUGUUGGAUGCUGAGGAUCUGCGUCGACAGUGGCUGAGGGGCCACGGCAGCUGGAAGGCGGCUGCUGAAAUGUUCACCAAGUCGGCAGUCACGGCCAGGAAUGUACUGGCCUCUCGCCACGCUCCUUUUGAUCUCUACGCUAUGGCCUUGGGGGUUAUUGUUGCUUUCACGGGCACGCUUUGGACCUUAGUUGCCGCCGUCACAAAUAAAAGCUACAGCUGCAGCAUCUGGUCUGCAAUCGUGGCUGCUUCCAGCCUGCUUGGGAUCCACAGUGUCGGCUGUGGCCUCUGGUUCAGCCGCAGUCUUGCCUGUGGCUCCUCCACACCCGCUUUGGCUUUCCAAACCGCCGUGUCCCUUGGCGUGGCUGCACUUGCUGUCGAGACCGUUGUCGUUGUUAGAAAGCAGCAGGUGUGGCCAAAAUUGUACCUAUCCGACAUUCCAUUAUUUUUAACUGCCAUAAUUCACACCUUGAGUUUGGGUUCGAGUUUUUGCGUUGAGGAAGAGCACCUGGUGUGGUUCACCCUGUUGCCGGUCGUGCUGGCCACGGCGGCCCUGCGAAAGCCGCACCGCUGGCCCGUGCUGUUGGUGCUCUUCCUGUGCCACCUGCCGCUGACCAGGUUCAACAGCACAGGCGACAAGUGGGCCUCCGCCUACGACUUCGAGGACUGGCUGGCAGGAAAGCCGGUCACCACCAGCCUUUUCCUUAUAUCGAGCCUGGCAACCCUGCCUUUUUUGGUUGGCGGGGAGAAAUUGGUUGUUUCUGCGCUUGCUGUGAUUAUCUACCUGCAGAAGGCCGCCUCUGGAUCUGUGCUGGCACCUUUCAUCAGCGGCAUUUUGUCGGAAUGGGGCGUGGUGGAAGCCCGUUUAUUCUACUUCAUCUCCUUGGUUCGGCUUUUCCACCAACUAAACCAGCGCAGAACGAGCAGGGCGGCCGCCUUGAGGGACUGGUGGCUGUUGGCCGCCUGCCUGGUGCAGCGGCCGCACGACGUGGCCUCCCUUUCCUUCCUUUCGGCCGCCUGUCGCCUUGUACUGGCGUGCUUGGGCGGCAGCGGCGCUUUGGCUGGCGUGGCCGCCUCCUGCCUUGGCUGGGCCGCCUUUUUCCACCAAGGCAACUCAAACCAACUCACCACGGUGGCCGUGGCCGCUGGCUACACGGGCCUCACUGACUACUGGCCGCCGUUGGUGGCCCUACAGAUAAUUCUUCGCACCUACGCCGGCCCCGUAUUGGCCGCCCUCGAACUGGCCGCCGGCCUAAACAGCCACAAUCGCACCGCCGUGCUUGCGUGGAGCGGCCAACGCCUCGUGGCUGCCACUUUCUAUCUGCUGGUGGCCGCCUGGCUGCGCGAACACCUGUUUGUUUGGUCCGUAUUUGCGCCAAAACUGCUCUAUGAGGCCUCGCACUCAGCGCUUUUCACCCUCCUGCUGCCCCUCAUCACCGCCGUGACUGAUAAAUGAUCCAACUAGUCCUAAUUUUAUGUGAGUGUUAACAAUAAUUGCCUUUUAAUAUUUUUAUAUUUUAUAUAUAAAAUAACUGUUUCUUAAUAAAGAUUAAGGAACUAA